This is a messenger RNA of Haliotis rubra (blacklip abalone), 2714 nucleotides long. RefSeq names its product solute carrier family 13 member 2-like. Gene Ontology annotation, molecular function: transmembrane transporter activity. NCBI's taxonomy places the organism in Eukaryota, Metazoa, Mollusca, Gastropoda, Lepetellida, Haliotidae. The coding region runs from base 290 to 2260 and encodes 656 amino acids. The transcript has 16 exons. Gene Ontology annotation, biological process: monoatomic anion transmembrane transport. Gene Ontology annotation, cellular component: membrane. The record is from RefSeq and is a predicted model, not a curated record.
UGUUAAACUGUUGGUUUAAAUGUGUAUUGUGUUGGAGCAGGGAGACUAUAUAAUGUUGUAGAGUAUCCCUGGUUGGAGGCAGUGGAUACUGGAGGUUCAUUACAUCGAGCGGCUGGGGUUGACAAUUGUCGCAUGUGUGGAGCACACUGGAAACUGAGAGCUGAAUAUCACACGGGGAAGCUGUGUUCAUCUCAUCCUGCACUAGAGAUACAAGAGAGGCGCCAUCUUCCCAAACGUUUGUCCUCGGGGGAGCUCCGUACAGUGUUCCAUCAAUCAGCGGCGUGUGAAUAUGGACCCCAGCUCCAGCACGACCUACACCCUCCCCCCAGCCGACCAGCACGACCCCCUCGAGCCGGAGUUUGAGCCGCCCAACACUAGGGUUUGUGUUGAUCAGCAGAAGUACGAGAGACCGUCAAUAUGGCGGCAACUGUGGGGGAUCCGCAACGUGCUUGUGGUUCUGCUGACUCCCAUCAUCCUGCUGCCGCUCCCCCUAGCUGCUGACGACCCGAAAACGCAAUGUGCCUACGUGGUACUAGUGAUGGCCGUGUUCUGGAUCACGGAGGCAGUACCCAUCGCAGCCACAUCCCUCAUCCCCAUCUUCCUCUUCCCAAUGAUGGGGCUACUUUCAGCCAGGACGGUGUCAGCAACAUACCUCAACGACACCUCAGUGUUAUUUCUCGGAGGCCUCAUUGUGGCAGUUGCCAUAGAAACAUGGGAUCUUCACAAACGGAUAGCACUCGGAGUUUUGAUGCUGGUUGGCUCAGAACCAAGAUGGCUGAUGGCAGGUCUGAUGGCGGUCACGUGGUUCCUGUCCAUGUGGAUCUCCAACACCGCUACCACCGCCAUGAUGAUUCCCAUAGUGCAAGCAGUCUUGCAGCAACUGAGGACUUCCGGUCAUGGCGACCAGAAGCGGUCGCAACUGGAUGUGGGAGAGGGAAACGAUUGCUUCCAAAUGGAGAUGACGCCAACUGGCGAUGACGCAAAGAUGCCCGUCGAUGACGUAACAAAAGUAGACGUCGCCAGUAACGUCACAAAGGGUCAGCCAGUGGGAGCAACACCGGAACAGCACAGCAGAUCGGCCCGGACAAAGGCAGAUCACGAAGAAGAAGCCAAACACCUGCGCAUGUGCAAAGCGAUGUCUUUGAGUAUUUGUUAUGCUGCGAAUAUUGGUGGAAUAGGAAGUCUCACGGGAACUGGUCCAAAUCUCGUGCUGAAGGGACAGUCUGACAUAAUUUUCACUGACAACAACGCCACGUCCCCCAUCACGUUCAGCACGUGGUUGGUGUACGGCGUUCCCCUCUCCAUCAUCGUCCUCGUCAUCCUGUGGAUCUGGAUGCAGAUCUUCUUCCUCAGAUGCAGGGGUUUCUGUGGCUGUUUCUCCGGUGGCGCAAACAACGAUGCCAGCCAGAGAGUUAAAGCUGUCAUACGUGAAGAGUUCCGGAAACUGGGACCCGUCUCAUUCGCUCAGUGGUGCAUUAUAAUCUUCUUCGGAAUUCUCGUGGUGUUAUGGAUCACGCGAGACUUCGGGGAGGUUCCCGGAUGGGGAGAGAUUUUCAGACCAAACUUCGUGUCGGACUCAACACCUGCCAUAUUCAUCGGCUUUCUGCUCUUUGUGUGUCCCGCCAACGUCCCCAAUGUUUUCUGCUUAAGAAAGCCUGAAGAUAUCACUAAACCUAAGAUCCGACCCAUCCUCCGCUGGCAGGAUGUCCAUGAGAAGAUGCCGUGGUCACUCUACCUCAUCCUAGGGGCUGGAUACUCCCUGGCCAGAGCCUCACAGGACUCCGGACUGUCCGAGUGGCUGGGCGGUAAGCUGGCUGUGUUUUCACACCUCGACCCCUACUUGAUGUUGCUCAUCCUCUGCUACAUCGUUGCCUUCGCCACCGAGGUGACCAGCAACACCGCCAUCGCGACAUUGAUGAUGCCAAUCAUGGCACAACUGGCCGUCAACUUGAACGUCAAUCCUCUGUUCUUCAUGUUCCCUACGGCGCUCGCGACGUCUUUCGCCUUCAUGUUGCCAGUAGCAACACCGCCAAAUGCGAUAGUAUUUUCUUAUGGACAAGUGCGAGUAAUCGAUAUGGUGACCUGUGGUUUCCUCAUGAACGUUGUGUCCGUCCCCGUCAUCAUCUUGGCAACAGCGACGUGGGGGAAUGCGUUCUUCAACUUCGACACCCUCCCGCCCGGGUUCCUCCAACUGACCACACCCUUGUCAGUCCUCAAUACGUCCACCCCACUGCCUCUACUGCUGAACGGUACAGGCUGAGGGCGCCAUGGGGACCACUACAUACCUGUCACCCAGCAUAGACCCUUCAGUGCCUUGUGUUUAACGGAAACAUUGUCUGUAUAUAAUACGGGUAGAACAUAAAACCGGAGUUAGCAGACAAACACGGUGGCGUUUCAACGAUUACAAUUAGGACUGGAAAUUGCCAGAGUAAAGUCCCCUUUAACAAACGCUAUGUUGUAUAUCUGAUAUGUACAAUGGGAUUCCUACAAUGGCGCGGGAGGCCGUAGACAGGUGCCCGGGAUGACAGGUGCCCGGGAUGACAGGUGCCCGGGAUGACAAGGGUCCGCGUUUGACAAGCUCCAGCUCUCAACUUAAAGUGUUUCCUUGACAAGGCCUUACCACACUUAUAGAGCUGAGAUGAAAUCCACAAGUCUAAUCAACAUGAUGUAAUCCAUCUGUAGUUCCGUUGUCGGGUAUUUCUCCCUGCUUUGUA